AGCCAACAAGUUCCCAGCAACGGCAUUUUUUUUUCUUUCUCUCUCUUCAGUUAUUUUUCCCUCUCCGAUAGUGGAAUAUUUUUGUUUUCUAGGAUGCAACUGAACAUUUUGUGUUUGCUGUGUGCUCCUUCUGUGGUUUUUUUGCAAGGCAGGUCAGUCGUCUGUAAGGAGAUGAAGUUACCCGGCGGUGCAUCCAGACCUCCUUCCCCAUCUGACUUCCUGGACAAGCUGAUGGGUCGCACAUCUGGAUAUGACGCUCGCAUCAGACCCAACUUCAAAGGUCCUCCUGUCAACGUCACCUGCAACAUCUUCAUCAACAGCUUUGGCUCCAUCACUGAAACCACCAUGGACUACCGGCUGAAUAUAUUUCUGCGGCAGCAGUGGAACGACCCUCGACUGGCUAACAAGGAGUACCCUGACGACUCGCUAGACCUGGACCCCUCCAUGUUGGACUCCAUUUGGAAGCCAGACUUAUUCUUUGCCAAUGAAAAGGGAGCAAAUUUCCAUGAAGUCACCACAGACAACAAACUGCUCAGGAUAUUCCAAAAUGGAAAUGUUCUCUACAGCAUCAGGCUGACGUUGACCCUCUCCUGUCCCAUGGAUCUCAAAAACUUCCCCAUGGACAGCCAGACAUGCAUCAUGCAGCUGGAAAGCUUUGGCUACACCAUGAACGACCUCAUCUUCGAAUGGCUGGACGUGGGCGCCGUGCAGGUGGCUGAUGACCUGGUGCUGCCUCAGUUUGUGCUGAAGGAGGAGAAAGGCCUGGGCUACUGCACCAAGCACUACAACACAGGUAAAUUCACCUGCAUUGAGGUGAAAUUCUACCUGGAGCGCCAGAUGGGCUACUACUUAAUCCAGAUGUACAUUCCCAGCCUGCUGACAGUCAUCCUUUCCUGGGUGUCCUUCUGGAUCAACAUGGACGCAGCUCCAGCCAGAGUAGGGCUGGGCAUCACCACCGUGCUCACCAUGACGACGCAGAGCUCCGGCUCCAGGGCGUCACUGCCAAAGGUGUCCUAUGUGAAAGCCAUAGACAUCUGGAUGGCCGUGUGUCUUCUUUUUGUGUUUGCCGCACUCCUGGAGUAUGCCGCCGUUAAUUUUGUUUCACGGCAGCACAAGGAGUUCUUCAGGCUGAGGAAGAAGCUGAAAGAGAAAGAGGGACAAAGAACCCAGGGAAGUGGCGAGAGUAAGAUCAAAGGAAACAUGUCCGGCGAUGAUGUGGCUCGCGGGAGUGCAGGGCAGCAGUGCAGCGCCUGUGCAAGGGAGGAGGAGCUGGCACGCCAAGGGUUGCUCUUCCAGAGUUACGGGCUUACGAGCGCUCCAGAGAUGGAUGCAACCCCGGUGUUUGCCGACUUACCUCCCGGUCUAGGCUACUACGACAUACGCCGGCGCUUCGUGGACCGAGCUAAAAGGAUCGACACCGUGUCUCGGGCAGUGUUCCCUAUGAGUUUCCUCAUGUUUAAUGUCCUCUACUGGCUGACCUACAAGGUCCUACGGCAUGAAGACGUCCAAGUUACAUUGUGAGGACCUUAAGGACAGUGGACGGCGUCACUGAAGCAUUAACAGGCCCUCAUGCGAAACAUGCCAGAUGCAAGGUGACUGCAUGUCUGGCGCUAUUAAAACGCUACGUGACAUCUUUACAUUUUUAAUACCUCCAAACAUAUGCACUUUUCAUUGGUGCCAAUGCUCCAUACAACACAUACACGUAGGAUACACAAUUAUUUAUGAUCAUUUUCUGUAGCUUCCCUUUGGACUCCUGCAUGUCCUUGCUAGAGACAUUUUUUUUUUUACCAGUCAUUAUUACAGUUAUCACCUCAGUGAGUGUAUGGCACACUCACUUCCUCUAUGGACACUGCACUGAUACUGUGUUAGUGAUCAUCCGCUAUCUACUGGAUUAAAAAAAAAUCACUACAUUUGACCUGCCA
Entelurus aequoreus (snake pipefish) is the source of this 1922-nucleotide messenger RNA. RefSeq names its product glycine receptor, alpha 4b (gene glra4b). Gene Ontology annotation, molecular function: chloride channel activity; transmitter-gated monoatomic ion channel activity; glycine binding. Gene Ontology annotation, biological process: nervous system process; chloride transmembrane transport; regulation of membrane potential. Gene Ontology annotation, cellular component: neuron projection; plasma membrane; synapse. Bases 94 to 1521 code for a protein of 475 amino acids. NCBI's taxonomy places the organism in Eukaryota, Metazoa, Chordata, Actinopteri, Syngnathiformes, Syngnathidae. The record is from RefSeq and is a predicted model, not a curated record. The transcript has 10 exons.